UAUAAUCCAAUAAAUUCACCCAAAGGAACUGCCCACAAACACAUCUGCCCUGUGUGUCUCUAUAUCAGUCAUGGGGCUGCCCUGCAGCAUUGUGGGUAACACAACUUGUGCUACAGACUGUCUGAUCCCUAAUUAAGUGAUGGUAUGGCAAUUAGGAAGGUGGCAGUUAGGAAGGUGGCAAUUAGGAAGGUGGAAGUUAGGAAGGUGGCAGUUAGGAAGAGGGCAGUUAAGAAGGUGGCAGUUGGGAAGGUGACGGUUAGGAAGAGAGUAGUUAAGAAGGUGGCAGUUAGGAAGGUGGCAGUUAGGAAGAGGGCAGUUAAGAAGGUGGCAGUUAGGAAGGUGGCAGUUAGGAAGGUGACAGUUAGGAAGAGGGCAGUUAAGAAGGUGGCAGUUAGGAAGGUGGCAGUUAGGAAGGUGACAGUUAGGAAGAGGGCAGUUAAGAAGGUGGCAGUUAGGAAGGUGGCAGUUAGGAAGAGGGCAGUUAAGAAGGUGGCAGUUAGGAAGGUGGCAGUUAGGAAGGUGGCAGUUAAGAAGGUAGCAGCGAGGAAGGUGGCAGUUAGGAAGUGGGCAGUUAAGAAGGUGGCAGUUAGGAAGGUGGCAGUUAGGAAGAGGGCAGUUAAGAAGGUGGCAGUUAGGAAGGUGGCAGUUAAGAAGGUGGCAGUUAGGAAGGUGGCAGUUAAGAAGGUGGCAGUUAAGAAGGUGGCAGUUAGGAAGGUGACAGGAAGAGGGCAGUUAAGAAGGUGGCAGUUAGGAAGGUGGCAGUUAGGAAGAGGGCAGUUAAGAAGGUGGCAGUUAGGAAGGUGGCAGUUAGGAAGGUGGCAGUUAGGAAGGUGGCAGUUAAGAAGGUGGCAGUUAGGAAGGUGGCAGUUAGGAAGAGGGCAGUUAAGAAGGUGGCAGUUAAGAAGGUGGCAGUUAGGAAGAGGGCAGUUAAGAAGGUGGCAGUUAAGAAGGUAGCAGCGAGGAAGGUGGCAGUUAGGAAGAGGGCAGUUAAGAAGGUGCCAGUUAGGAAGAGGGCAGUUAAGAAGGUGCCAGUUAGGAAGAGGGCAGUUAAGAAGGUGGCAGUUAAGAAGGUGACAGUUAAGAAGGUGACAGUUAAGAAGGUAGCAGCGAGGAAGGUGGCAGUUAGGAAGAGGGCAGUUAAGAAGGUGGCAGUUAAGAAGAGGGCAGUUAGGAAGAGGGCAGUUAAGAAGGUGGCAGUUAAGAAGGUGGCAGUUAAGAAGGUGGCAGUUAGGAAGACGGCACACUCUGCCCAUUCCUGCCACCAGAACCUUGUGCACUGGGGUAUUACAGCAAGUCCUUGUCUGAACUGGGAGGAGCUCCUCAUAUAUCAAUAACAACAGAAUCGCUGAUCCAAAUAAUAAACCACAAUCAGGAUUUCCCCGAGGGCAGAAACAGUGACAGCCCUGAAUCAUGUUGUUCCCUCACUUUGGCCUA
Xenopus laevis (African clawed frog) is the source of this 1434-nucleotide messenger RNA. RefSeq lists its product as uncharacterized. NCBI's taxonomy places the organism in Eukaryota, Metazoa, Chordata, Amphibia, Anura, Pipidae. The record is from RefSeq and is a predicted model, not a curated record. The transcript has 2 exons. Bases 145 to 954 code for a protein of 269 amino acids.